Eucalyptus grandis is the source of this 1000-nucleotide messenger RNA. Its product is annotated as biotin carboxyl carrier protein of acetyl-CoA carboxylase. NCBI's taxonomy places the organism in Eukaryota, Viridiplantae, Streptophyta, Magnoliopsida, Myrtales, Myrtaceae. The record is from RefSeq and is a predicted model, not a curated record. Bases 198 to 683 code for a protein of 161 amino acids. The transcript has 5 exons.
UUCUUGCUUUCAGAUAUCAUCUGUACUGUAAUCCUGAAUAAAAUCUUUGCAUUGCUCGAAAUUAUGGCAACAGUAAUUGCAGAAGUGUAGUUGCGUGAAUCUUAAUAAUAUCCGUUAAUUCAGAGGACAGCCUUUCACGUUUGGUCAAUAAGUCCGUGACUUAACUUUGUACUCCAUCUUAGAUUGGAGAUAUUGAAAUGCAAGUGAAGCGGAAUUUAGGGGCCACAAAAGAAGCUUUCGCUUCCAUUCCUUCGCCCACAACACCACCGCCUAUCCCAACUGAACCAAUGGAGAACUCAGGUGCAGUUGUUCCACCACCAAAACCUUCUCCAGAGAAGACAAGUCCAUUUACAAAUUUCUCAUUUGGAAAAUCUUCAAAGUUGGCAGCUUUGGAAGCACCAGGAUCAAGUGGAUAUGUUCUAGUAUCUUCUCCAACGGUUGGUUCAUUCCGACGGGGGAGAACAUUGAAAGGGAAAAAGCAGCCUCCUAGUUGUAAAGAGGGUGAUGUAAUUAAGGAAGGACAGGUGAUAGGAUGGUUGGAUCAAUUUGGAACUGAACUUCCAGUCAAGUCAGAUGUGUCUGGAGAAGUUCUCAAGCUCCUAGUUAAUGAUGGAGAACCUGUUGGUUACGGAGAUCCUCUCAUUGCUGUCCUGCCAGCAUUUCAUAGUAUCAAUAUCAUGUGAGCCCGGCGUGCAAUCCACUGUUGUGUUUCACACACCAUUUUAAAGAAGGGAUUGCAGUUUCUUUCCUCUCUGGUCCCAUUAUUCUUUGCAUCAUUUCAGUGUUAUGAUGUAGCUGGCGACAUGUGAUUUUUUUUUUCUCCACAUGCUUUAAAUCAGUCUUAAUUGCUAAAGAUCCAGAAAUAUUCAGUAGGCCUGAAGAAUUUGAGAUGGUAAAUGUCCUUGUGGUACAUUAGACUAGUAUCGAUGUUCCUCACGGAGAUCGUGGCUGCUGUUUUAGCCAGAUUCCAAAUGAAGUAUGACUAUCCAAGUUCACUUUC